Molecule: messenger RNA, 790 nt
Organism: Apis laboriosa (Himalayan honeybee)
Lineage: Eukaryota; Metazoa; Arthropoda; Insecta; Hymenoptera; Apidae
Gene: mRpL12
Product: 39S ribosomal protein L12, mitochondrial
Exons: 4
Coding region: 144-692 (182 amino acids)
Biological process (GO): mitochondrial transcription; translation
Cellular component (GO): ribosome; mitochondrial large ribosomal subunit
Molecular function (GO): structural constituent of ribosome
Source: RefSeq, a predicted model, not a curated record
UAAAUUACGGAUUAGAAAGUGUUGAUUCGUUUUCAUUCGUUCUCUCUUUAUUUGUAGAUCUUCAUAUUUUUAUUUUCACUGACUAUUGCUACAAAUAAAAUUUCUAUAUUUAUUAAAAUUAUACAUUAGCAAAUUGCUAUCAAAUGUAUAUAAUGAAUACAUUACGAUUUAUUUGUCUGCGAAAUAUUCAUCAAGUUCGUCACUUUCAUAAAUGUAUUAUUCAGCAGACAGAAGCAGUUGCUGCAAUGAGCACACCUUCUUUGUUGGAAUCUGUUGCUACACAAAAUGAACUACCAGUUAAUUCUAAAAUAGAACAAAUUGCUAAUCAAAUUGUUUCUUUAAAUCUUAUAGAAGUAGCACAAUUAAGUGAAUUACUUAAAAAGAGAUUAAAUUUGCCAGAUGCAAUGCCUAUGAGUAAUUUUAUUGCUGCUCCAGUAAAAACAGAAGAGGAAGUUGAAGAGCCUGCAACAGUACAAACUGCAUUUACUGUUAAGCUAAAAAGCUUUGAUGAAAAACAAAAAAUUGCUUUAAUAAAAGAGUUAAAAACCAUAUUACCAAAUUGUAAUCUUGUACAGGCUAAAAAAUUUGUAGAAAGUACACCAAAUAUUAUUAAAAGUGAUCUUUCAAAACAAGAUGCUGAUCAAUUAGCAGAUGCUGUCAGGAAAGUUGGUGGUAUAGUUGAAAUUAUUUAAUUUUUUAAUUUUUUUUAUGUACAUAUAUAUAUAUUCGAAAAAUUAUAUUAUUAAUCUAACAUAAUUCUGUAAUUAUCUUUACAAGAAUAAAUUGUAAU